This is a messenger RNA of Nelumbo nucifera (sacred lotus), 4480 nucleotides long. RefSeq names its product Pentatricopeptide repeat (PPR) superfamily protein. The record is from RefSeq and is a predicted model, not a curated record. Gene Ontology annotation, molecular function: RNA binding; protein binding. NCBI's taxonomy places the organism in Eukaryota, Viridiplantae, Streptophyta, Magnoliopsida, Proteales, Nelumbonaceae. Gene Ontology annotation, biological process: RNA modification.
GUUGGGUCAACUUUUUGCCAGGUCUUCGUGUUGUUAGUAGGGUGUUGUAACUAGCAGGUGAUCGCACUCUCUCGCUUCUUCCCCUUCUUUCCUCUUUGAAACCCUCCCGGCCCCCUCGUGUUGCCUUCACCUCCUCGACCACUGCGUCUGUCAUCAGGGGUUUGUUCGUCUACGGUUUCUUUGUCAAGCCCGUUGGUUUUCAGCGGCUGCCAUUUCUUAAUUCUCUUAAACCAUCGGUUUCCUCAUCAUUGCUAAGGAAUACUUCUGUUUACUUGGAAGGCUGGAGAUCUGUGCUCGUCCAGGCAUUGACCCAAUUCCUAAGUCUCCUCCAUGCGUCGGAGAAACACAGCUGUCUUGGCUAAACUCCCAUGAGUGUUGUCAAAGUCAAUUAUCUGGGCAAACGUAUUUCAACUAUUCUUCCACUUGGUAUCCGCUCUCUUUCAUCAAAAGCGUCUUCUCAGAAUAACUACAUUAGCCAUCAACUCGAUCUCUUCCUCUCCAACCAAGUUUCAGAUACCCAAUCUCUGUUCCAAUCUCACGCUUUCAUCAUCACAUCUGGGCAUUCAAAUAACAUCUUCUUGGCAGCCAAGCUCAUCUCCUUCUACUCCUUUUUCAACAGAAUUGACUUUUCCAAACAAGUUUUUUAUUCCGUUCAUCCCAAAGACACCUUUCUUUGGAAUUCCAUCAUUAAAUCCCAUUUCUCUAAUGGCGAGUACUCACGAGCUCUCAAGUUCUACGAUGAAAUGUGCAACUCAAGUACCCCUCCUACCCAUUUUACCAUUCCCAUGGUUGUUGCCGCCUGCGCUGAACUUUUAGCCCUUGAUCAUGGUAAAAACAUCCAUGGUAUCACUUUAAAGCUCGGCCUAUUCUAUGAUAAUUCGGCAGCUGGGUCUUCUUUUGUUUACAUGUAUUCAAAAUGUGGUGAAAUGGGAGAUGCAUCUCGUAUGUUCGAUGAAAUACCUUUUAGAGAUGUGAUUUCUUGGACUGCUCUUGUGAUUGGUUACGUGCAGAAUGAUGAGAAUGAGAAGGCUUUGGGUUGUGUUCACGAAAUGCAUAGUAGUGGCACAGAUGAAGAGAAACCAAAUUCUAGAACAAUUGAAGGCGCUCUACAAGCUAGUGGAAAUCUGGGGGCUCUGUUAGAAGGUAAAUGCCUACAUGGCUAUGCAAUUAAAACGGGAAUUGGGGUUUCCCAAGUUGUUAACUCAUCAUUGUUUAUGAUGUAUUCAAAGUGCGGGACCAUUGAAGAAGCUUAUUCUGCUUUUUGUGAAUUGCCAGUUAAAGAUCUCAUUUCAUGGACAACAAUUAUUGGGGUUUAUGCGAAGACAAGAAAUAUUCAUGAAUGCUUGGAUUUGUUUUGUGAAAUGCUGGCUGCAGAAAUUGAACCUGAUUGGACCAUUAUCAGUUGUAUGCUUUCACGUUUAGGGAAUUCCAUGAGGAUUAAUGAAGGAAAAGCCUUUCAUGGUCUGGUUAUAAGGAGAAAUUUCACAAUGAAUCAGAUGAUUAUUAAUUCUUUGCUUGCAAUGUAUUGUAAAUUUGGGUGCAUGCAUCUAGCAGGGAAGCUUUUUCAUAAAUUCUGUGGACAGGAUGAAGAAUCUUGGAACUGGAUGGUUUUUGGAUAUGGUAAAGUUGGGAUGGAGGCAAAGUCCUUAGAAUUGUUUAGAAAAAUGCAUCAUCUAGACCUCAACUAUGAUCUAAAUAGUUUAGUCUCUGUUAUUUGUUCAUGUUCCAACUUAGUUGCAACACAUCUAGGUCAGUCUUUGCAUUGUUAUGUGAUUAAAAUUGGGAUUAGUGAGAAUGUUUCAAUUGCAAAUUCUCUUAUGGGCAUGUAUGGAAAAUGCAACGAUAUGACCAUGGCAUGGAUGAUAUUUUCUUGGAUGCAUAGAGACGUUGUCACAUGGAACAUUUUGAUUUCGGCUUAUGUUCACAAUGGUUAUUGUUAUGAGGCUUUGAUCCUUUUUGAUCAGAUGGUUUCAGAAAACAUGAAACCCAACUCAGUGACAUUGGUUAUCGUCCUUUCAGCUUGUGCUCAUCUAGCAAACCUGGAGCUUGGAGAAAAGGUUCACUGUUACAUCAAGGAAAGGGGAUUAGAGUGUGAUCUAUGUCUUUCUACUGCAUUAGUUGAUAUGUAUGUGAAAUGCGGGCAACUUGGAAUAGCAAGAGAAAUCUUUACUUCAUUGGAUAAGAGAGAUGUUAUCUCAUGGAAUGUAAUGAUCUCAGGAUAUGGAAUACAUGGAGAUGCCAAAUCUGCCAUUGAGAUUUUCCAACAGAUGGAGGAAUCGGGGGAAAGACCAAAUGCACUAACCUUCCUUUCUGUUCUCUCAGCAUGUAAUCAUGCAGGACUCAUUGAAGAAGGGAAGUACCUAUUUGGAAAGAUGAAAGAAUACUGUGUUUCACCAACAUUGAAGCACUAUUCAUGUAUGGUGGAUCUUCUUGGUCGAUCAGGAAACCUACGCGAGGCUGAAGCUAUGGUUCUAUCAAUGCCUAUUGCUCCUGAUGGAGGUGUCUGGGGAGCUCUUCUUGGUGCUUGUAGAAUGCACAAUGAUGUUGAGAUGGGAGAACGAGUUGCAAAGUGGGCUAUUGAAUCUGACCCUGGAAAUGAUGGGUAUUAUGUUCUGCUUUCCAACAUGUAUAAUUCGAUUGGAAGGUGGAAAGAUGCAGAGAAGGUGAGGGAGAUGAUCAAGAAGAAUGGAGUUAGGAAGAUAGCUGGCUGGAGUGUUAUAUAAUAUAAUAGGGAAUAGAGAUGGCAAAUAGGCAUGAAUGCUCAAUCUAAUAGGAUUAAUCAAGUUUAAAGCCCCUAAUAGCAGUUGGGGGCUGAAUGAUAUUGAAUUAAGGAUAUUAGUUUUUGCCCCUUUUGCCCUCCACUUUUUUUUCGGCCACGUGUCCUCUCUCCAUUUUCGAGGAAAGCCUUGCUCGGCAAGCUUUCCCCUCUAUUGCUCUCUCUUGCACUCUCUCGCUUCUUCUCCUUCUUUGCUCUUUGCUCUGAAACCCUCUCACCCCCUUGUGUUGCCUUCACCUCCUUGACCGCUACAUCUGUGAAACCAAAGGGUUCAUCAGGGGUUUGCUUGUCUAGGGUUUAUUUAUCUAGCCCGUUGGUUCUCAGCGAUGGCCAUUUCUUGAUGCUCUUAACCCAUCAGUUUCCUCAUCAUUGCUAAGAAUAGGGUGUUCUCGCCAAUGGCCGUUUCUAUGCUCUUAGUCCAUCGGUUUCCUCAUCAUUGCUAAGAAUAGGGUGUUCUCGCCAAUGGCCAUUUCUCUGCUCUUAGUCCAUCGGUUUCCUCAUCAUUGUAAGAUUUUAAGAGGGGAUGGGUCUUGAAGAUUGAUUAACUGUCAGGUGUCUAGAAGGCAGCUCUCUCUUCCUGGUUAAGUUGCUUGGUAAAUAUAGAUGCUUUUUCCAUGUGGAAACAGUUCUGAGAGGGGCGCUAGAAGACAGCUCUCUCUUCCUGAAGUUGCUUGGGAAAUAUAGUUGCUUUUACAUCAUUACACAACCCCUCAAAGUGAUAAGAAGAGCACCUCAUGAGUUCAAGAUUGCAUCUUCACAGAUCUUCCUGCUGAUCUUCCAAUGGCUCCAGCAGCUGUAGCGGCUCCAGACUUGAUAAAGCCUUGAGGCAGUACCCAGCAGGUUGUCUGAAUUAGGGGCAGGAAUACCUAAUUCAGUGGUGUGCAUAACCAUUAACAAAGUCUGUGCAUCUGGGAUGAAGGGCGAGGGGACUUUCUCUGGUAAAUGGUAUUUACUGUUGGAAUUUGGAUUGUGGAGGAGGGUUAUUAUUUUCUUCUGGUGUGGGAGGAGAAAGAGAGAGAUCAAGAGAUGGGGUUUAGCAUGCUUGAAAAGAAUCCUUGGUUUGAGCAAGUUGGUGUUGGUGAUAAUGUUGAUCACUGCUCUCCAGUGCAAGUAAAACUUCCAGAUGAAUAGAAAGUGGUACAGAUCUCUUAUGGGUGGAGGCAUACACUAGCUGUUACAGAAAGGCAGAACGUUUUCUCUUGUUGAAGAGGUUCAUUUAGCUCCUGGAAGCAAGUUCCACUUCCAAAAUACAUCAGAAGGUUGAUAGAAGGUGAUUCAAGAUAGUCAUGGGAAUCAGAUAAUCCUGGCAGUUGGAAUCAAACUUCAAGCAAUUAUAAUGACAAUGGCUCUUGGAAUCCAAGAAAGACAUGUAGUGGCUCAGGGGAUUCUUCUAGCUCUCUCUCUCUCUCUCCCUUAAAUUACCCUAGCUCUUCAUUUUACUGUCUGGUUUUGUUUGUAGGUUUCAUCAAUCAAUGUAUUCUAACAUUUUACAUGCUUUUAUAGGUAUUCAAACCCUAGAUGUUGAUUUUAUGUACAAGUACAGUUCAUUAGGAGCUUCUGUUUAGUAUUGUCUGGUUCAGGUCCUCUCUCUGCCUCUCUCUAUUUGAUUGUUUUUAGUUAACCUUUUAAUGCAGUUAGAAAGUGUUGAUUUUACUUGAAAAGAAAACUGAUUGGAAUGAGUAUAACAUUUCAUUUAUAGUUGUA